Messenger RNA from Leopardus geoffroyi (Geoffroy's cat), 2312 nucleotides. RefSeq names its product protein kinase, membrane associated tyrosine/threonine 1 (gene PKMYT1). The transcript is spliced from 9 exons. Gene Ontology annotation, molecular function: protein kinase activity; ATP binding. Gene Ontology annotation, biological process: protein phosphorylation. NCBI's taxonomy places the organism in Eukaryota, Metazoa, Chordata, Mammalia, Carnivora, Felidae. Bases 563 to 2074 code for a protein of 503 amino acids. The record is from RefSeq and is a predicted model, not a curated record.
CGCAUCAGCGAGAUUGCACCGCGUCGCAGCCUCCGCCCUUGUUAGCGCCGAGACGUCGCGCCUGCGCAAUGAGAGGGCACGACCUGAGGUGCCCGAGAGGGCACGGGGACGCGCACGCCGGGACGUCGGGGGCGGAGCCUCUGGGCUUGGGAGCCUCUGAUGGGCUGCAUCGGGGAGGGGCGGGGUAAGAGGCGUUCCUGGGCGGGGCCUCGAGGCCGGUUUGGAAUUUUUGGCGCGAGCCGGCUCUGCGCGCGUUCACGGGCCGUUCCCCUCCGAGAGUCCUCCCGCCGGGCGUGGGGAGCCGUCGACUGCAGACCCCCGACCGCCUGACUGCGCCGGGGGCUUCCGCGGCCUCUGCCGAUCCGGAAUCUGGGACCUCUCUGGGCCGCGCCCCGCCCACCCGUCAAGGUGCUCGUCCCUGUGGCCUCCAUGUUUAAAGCGGAACGUGUGUGCAGAGUGGACGCACCUCUCUUCCGAAGCCUCUUUGGGGCCACAAGUCCAGGCACUGUUUGAGCGGACACACUGCUCUGUCCUGUGCACCUCAGGGCCUCCUGUGCUGGCCAUGCCUGUGCCCACGGAGGGCGCCCCUCCGCCCCUGAGUGGCACCCCCGUUCCAGUCCCAGCCUACUUCCGCCACGCAGAACCUGGCUUCUCCCUCAAGAGGCCUGGAGGGCUCAGUCGGAGCCUCCCGCCCCGGCCCCCUGCCAAGGGCAGCGUCCCCAUCAGCCGCCUCUUCCCUCCUCGGACCCCGGGCUGGCACCAGCCCCGGCCCCGGAGGGUGACGUUCCAAGGCAAAGCCUCUGAGACCCUUCAGAGCCCCUCCUAUGACCCGAGCCGGCCAGAGUCCUUCUUCCAACAGAGUUUCCAGAGGCUUGGCCGCUUGGGCCACGGCUCCUAUGGAGAGGUCUUCAAGGUGCGCUCUAAGGAAGACGGCCGGCUCUAUGCAGUGAAGCGCUCUAUGUCGCCCUUCCGGGGCCCUAAGGACCGGGCCCGCAAGCUGGCCGAGGUGGGCGGCCACGAGAAGGUGGGGCCACACCCGCGCUGUGUGCGGCUGGAGCAAGCCUGGGAGGAGGGCGGCAUCCUGUACCUGCAGACGGAGCUGUGUGGGCCCAGCCUGCAACAGCACUGCGAGGCCUGGGGCACCGGCCUGCCCGAGGCCCAGGUCUGGGGCUACCUGCGGGAUACCCUGCUUGCCCUGGCUCACCUGCACGGCCAAGGCCUGGUCCACCUUGACGUCAAGCCCGCCAACAUCUUCCUGGGGCCCCGGGGCCGCUGCAAGCUGGGUGACUUUGGGCUGCUGGUAGAGCUGGGUGCAUGUGGAACUGGUGAGGCCCAGGAGGGAGACCCCCGCUACAUGGCCCCUGAGCUGCUACAGGGCUCCUAUGGGACAGCGGCGGACGUGUUCAGUCUGGGCCUCACCGUCCUGGAAGUGGCAUGCAACAUGGAGCUGCCCCAUGGCGGGGAGGGCUGGCAGCAGCUGCGCCAGGGCUAUCUGCCCCCGGAGUUCACUGCUGGCCUGUCUUCUGAGCUGCGUUCUGUCCUCACCAUGAUGCUGGAGCCCGACCCCAAGCUGCGGGCCACAGCCGAGUCCCUGCUGGCCCUGCCCAUGCUCAGGCAGCCUCAGCCUUGGAACGUUCUGUGGUAUAUGGCCGCCGAGGCCCUCAGUCGAGGGUGGGCCCUGUGGCAGGCCCUGCUUGCCCUGCUGUGCUGGCUCUGGCACGGGCUGGCUCACCCCGCCAGAUGGCUGCAGCCCCAGAGCCCACCAGCCACCCCGCCCGGCUCGCCACCCUGCAGCCUCCUCCUGGACAGCAGCCUCUCCAGCAACUGGGAUGACGACAGCAUAGGCUCAGUGCAGGGACCACGCAGAGCAGAGCAGAACCGGCAACCUCACGCCUGGGGCGCUGCCUCACGAGGGAGCAGCGCGAGGGCCACGGCCGCCGCCACGGUAGGGCUGCGGUGCCCACAGGCUCUCGCUCUCUCCGGAGGCUGUCCUGGCCAGGGCUGUCGGGAACACCUCCACCCCCCGCAGUGGCUCCCCUGCCCCCCGGAGCAGGGAGGCCCUGGACCUAAGUGACAUUGACUCUGAGCCCCCUCGGGGCUCCUUCCCCUCCUUGGAACCUCGGAACCUCCUCAGCCUGUUUGAGGACUCACUGGGCCCAGUGUGAGUCCACAGGCCAGCCUUGGUGUUUUUAAUCUUUUAGCCACCACCCCCUCCCCGUUCCUCCUGGAGGCUGGGGUCCCUCUGGCAAUUCCAGGGGUUCCUUCUGCCUGCCAUGUCUAAUAAAAGGUAUUUGAAUCUUGGGAGCACCCAA